AUGACGGAUGCCAAGUAUGUCCUCUGCCGAUGGGAAAAGCGAUUAUGGCCUGCGAAGGUAUUGGCCAGAACCGAGACUCCAACAAAAAAUAAGAGAAAAAAGGCAUUCUUUCUAAAUGUUCAAAUACUCUCCCUAGAGGAAAAGUUAAGUGUUGUGUUUUUUUUAAGACUGUUUUUUUGGUUUUGUUUUUGUUUCCUGCCUGGGAUUUCUGAUACUCUUUUCUCAUCCCCACAAAAUGAGAUCCAUUUGUAAAGACUGAUAGUGCUCUAGUUGCUAUUAUUCAUUAUUAUUAGUUCCUAAUCACCUUUAUGAGGAUGACACUUGAUUCUAUUUUAUGUUAGUUUGGAAGUUGAAGAUCUGAACAAAGCAUUCUGUGAGAUCCACAGACAGAUAUUUAUGAAAUUUGAAUACACAAGCUAUACCCAGGAGCAACUGUUUUUGGGGUCCAAAUAGAAAUCUUUCCUUCUCAGAUUAGUGUAUCUUCUUUUGGAAACUGCAUAGGCCUGUCGAUUUUGAAGCCUUUGAUUUCUAGCCUAGCACUCCGAUAAGAAACAAAUUUUCAGCAUUCAAAAGGUCAUUGAGUAGUUAAGGGGCAACCCAGUAUUGUCGUAUACCUGAUUAUCUUGGUAUGAAGAGGUGUGGGUUGUCUGCAAGGACAAUGAGUACUCCAGUGAUGUGUGAUGGUGGUGGCGUGUCUGGGGUCAGAAUCCCCACUUCUAAAGAGUUCCCUGGCUGCUUCUCUUUCUUGCUUGCGUCUCUUGGGGGGCUCCCUGGCCCCACUUCUUCCUGCCAUCUCCCGCUUCUUCAGAGCUGCCUCAAGAGCCCGCCUGGCCCCCAGCUCACACUCUCCCUGCGGCUGGGAAGAAUCCAGGUGAGGAGCACUGAAGUCAAGGUCCUAAAGAAGUCUCAAAUUGAGAACAUUGCUGCCUUGUUAGCCUCAGAGAGUCAAGUCCCCACCGCACCCCUGGAGGAGCUGACCUACAGACGGUCACUACGUGUGGCUCUAGAUGUUUUGGGUGAGACAUCCAGUUUGAAUCAAGAAAGCCAUUCAAGGAAAGAUGAACUUUCACUAUCUCAGAGAGAAAAUCAGUGUACAGAAGCAGCCUCCUCUGGCUCUGGUUCUCCUUCUCCAUCUUUACCCUGUGAAGAUGUGUCGGCUGAUUGUGGACCUGAGAGGAACAAGGGAUACAAACCACAGAGCUUGUCGCAAUCAUCCCCUAGUGAAAAGGAUCCUCAGUGCAAAGUGGGGCCUAAGCAGGGGCUUGGGAAAAGUGAAACCCCAAGAGCCCAGUCCGCCGCUUCAACUGGAGAAGGUUCUCAAGAUGAAAGUGGAUUAAGGAUUCGCCACAGAAAUCGGACUCUGGCACGUAAGUCCAGCUGGUGCCAGACAGUGCCUAUCCUUUCCAGGAGAGAGAUCAAAGCAGAGAAUAAGAGACAGGCCUUGCCUUCUCAAGCCAAGGAGAGUGAUCCAUGUGCCAAUUCCAAAGGACACGACCCCUCAGACAGCCUCCCAGUGCUCCCCACCCUGGAGCAGAGCAGGGGACGCUCUGCAAAGAGGUUGCGCCUCGAUAAAGGCCAGAGGCCACAUGCCACACAUCUGCAGACAGAGUCCAAGGGGGUAGCACUCAAAGGGACAACAUUGUUCCCUAAGCCAGAGACAAGUGAAUGCAAGACUUUGCACAGUACUGCGGAUAAACCCAGUCCAGCGCCUUCCAACACUCAGGCAGAGCAACUCGGCAGUCCUCCUCGGGACCAUGACCGUGACGGUGACAGGAUAGAAGAAGACCCUCAGUCCUCUGAAGAAUCCAUGGAGUUUAAUUCCACUAAUUCCAUCCUGGAGGAAGAUGAGGAAGAUGAGGAGCCGCCAAGAAUCCUUUUGUAUCAUGAACCACGAUCAUUUGAAGUAGGAAUGUUAGUCUGGCUUAAAUACCAAAAGUACCCGUUCUGGCCGGCUGUGGUCAAAAGUGUUCGGCGGAGAGAUAAGAAAGCCAGCGUGCUCUUCAUUGAAGGGAACAUGAACCCGAAAGGCAGAGGGAUCACUGUCUCUCUCAGGCGGCUGAAGCACUUUGAUUGUAAAGAGAAACAGACACUCCUGGACAAAGCCAAGGAGGACUACGAUCAGGCCAUCGGCUGGUGUGUGUCCCUCAUCACUGACUACCGGGUGCGGUUAGGCUGUGGCUCCUUUGCUGGCUCUUUCCUGGAAUAUUAUGCUGCUAACAUCAGUUAUCCUGUAAGGAAGUCCAUCCAGCAGGAUGUACUAGGGGCCAGUUUUCCUCAGCUGAGCAAGAGGGACCUCGAGGAGCAGGAGGUGGGCAGCCCUACGGGACGACGACAGCCCUGCAGGAAGGUGCUGCCUGACCGUUCCCGCGCAGCUCGAGACCGGGCCAACCAGAAGCUGGUGGAGUACAUUGUGAAGGCCAAGGGCGCAGAGAGCCACCUGCGGGCCAUCCUGAAGAGCAGGAAGCCAUCAAGGUGGCUAAAGACAUUCUUGACCUCUAGCCAGUAUGUGACCUGCGUGGAGACUUACCUGGAGGAUGAGGAGCAGCUGGACCGGGUGGUAAAGUACUUGCAGGGUGUCUACCAGGAGAUGGACAGUGAGAUGCUGACAAGGAUCAAUGGCGACAGGAUCAGGUUCAUCCUGGAUGUGCUUCUGCCAGAGGCCAUCAUCUGUGCAAUCGCUGCCGUGGACGCUGUGGACUACAAGACAGCUGAGGAGAAGUACAUCAAAGGACCUUUGCUCGGCUACCGGGAAAAAGAAAUAUUUGAUAACCAGCUCCUAGAGGAGAGGAAUCGGCGCCGCUGGUGAUGGAGCUGCUGUUCCCCGGGGUGGCCUGCUGUGUCUCUCUCACCGGGCCUGUGUGCUGGUUCCACAGUUAGUAAGAAGCCCGGCCCACGGACGCUCUUCUUGCUCCUCUUGCUUUUCAUGUUGUUCUCGAAUGCUCUGAAAAUCAGGAGGCCCCAGGGAGUGGGUUGUCUUGGGAUCUGUCAGCCUUGAAGAGUCAAUUUCAUUAACACACCAAAAGCUAGCUAUCUCUUCCUGAUGGUUUUUAGAAGGUGCAUUUCCUGAAAGUUGCUUUUUUUUUCUUCAGGUUUUUAAAAGAACAUUUUAUUACAUAGCCCUCAUUGUGACUGUAUAGUUGGAUAUGAGGUGUAACAUUUGUGUUUUAUGAUCCCCCAUUGCACCCUGCAUUCUCCAGGAACUUCUAAAAAGAGUGUGCAGUGAAUAUAUGGCUCACUCUGUAAGCACUGAUGUGUUUUUCUGAUCUUGUUUUGUUUUGCUUCCUUUGUGUGUGUCCUGCCGAUGAGUUCUGGCACCUGCUCUGCCCCUCCUGCAUGUUGAGCAGGCAAAGCAUCUUUGUGAGAGGCAGAACCAAAGAGCUGCAGCCUCAUGUUGCAGCUUGUGAGUGUGGCAUCCUUCUGUACCGAGGGAUAAAGAGACACAUUACCCAAUGGUUUCUGCAUCUAUCCCCAGGAGGGGGAUAGCAGCGGGUAUCCAGACACCAGAUGCCACAUGCAGUCUCCCUGUCUUGAUCAUCUACCUGGACAGCAUUGGUGGGGUCCCGGUAUAUACAGAGACAAGUCCUUUGUCCUGAAGGCUAGCACAGUGCAUGGCCAGCUGAGUGCCCCUGACCUGGAUGAAGGGUAAGCUCAACCCUGCCAUCUUGGAGGUGCUGUGGCCAGGCCAUUGUCCUCUAGCACAGUUGUGAUAAUUCUGUCAAAGUUGAAACUGAACACCAGUGAAUUAUUAAUUCUGAGCUAAUGCCUGAGGCUCUCUGUGGAAGUAAAUGUUGGCCAAGGGAAUUUUCAGAUUGUGACAUGAGAUGAAUUUGAAAUCAAGAUCAACUCCUUCCAGGCCAGAAGCCACACAUGGGUGUGGUCACUUGGUCACUGGGUUUGCAGCGGCCUCUUCCCUGGUAUACCCCCCCACCCAGGUGAUGGCUCAAGGAGCAAGAUUAGAAAGUAGUUCUUGCCGGGUGUCACCCCAGAAAGCCACAUGGAGCAGGGAAAAGCCUUGGUGAAACUCAGAAUCUCGUUGCCUUGAGCCUUUCUGGGGCCUGGCACAGGGAAGUGGCUUUGAUGGCAGGUGGGCAGGCACAGAGAACCUUCCAGUGGCCAUUUUGAUUGCACUUGACUUUGCUCAGAAGGAAAUGGAGCUGUAAGGCUGUGUCCAGCUCUGAUGGUCCCGCCUCCUUCUGUCCACUAUCUGUGGAGUUCACGUCCAGGGAAAGAACACACAAUUUGUGUCUCUGGGCAUCUGGCCCUGCACAAGUCACUCCCUGUACAUGGAGAGCCAGCUUUGCCCCUCUGUGCCCUCCCCUCCUCUCGGGAGGGGCCUCACCGGUGUUGCUGGCUGAAGCACUGUCCCUCUGGCGUGGGAAAACUUGUCCAAUAGCAGCCAUGGCUGAAUCUGGAGUUUCCCAUCGGCGUUGCCUGAAUCUGGAGUUUCCCAUCGGCGUUGCCUGGUAACCAGCAAUGGCCACAUCAAAUACAGGGGACAUUGGGGUGGCUGAGAAACCUGUUGGGGAUUCUGUGGAAAUGCUGUCUGUGUGUGAGAGUAUCUAUUGUUGCAAAGUAUUUUUAUACAUGUGCUUUUAUCUGUGCCGACCUUUACUGUGUCCUGAGGGUUGGAUUGUUCGGCUAUUCAGAUGAAUUAAAUGCCUUUUCAGAG
Perognathus longimembris pacificus (Pacific pocket mouse) is the source of this 4669-nucleotide messenger RNA. RefSeq names its product PWWP domain containing 3A, DNA repair factor (gene Pwwp3a). The record is from RefSeq and is a predicted model, not a curated record. Gene Ontology annotation, cellular component: cytosol; nucleus. Bases 629 to 2806 code for a protein of 725 amino acids. Gene Ontology annotation, molecular function: nucleosome binding. Lineage: Eukaryota; Metazoa; Chordata; Mammalia; Rodentia; Heteromyidae. The transcript has 13 exons. Gene Ontology annotation, biological process: chromatin organization; DNA repair.